CCUGUUAAUGUUCUUUUCAUCCACAACAGAUGAUGCAGAACAUGUUUCAGGAGGGGUUGUACCAUGUUUUUUUCAAGGAGACUCCUCCAGCCAGUCCCCCCACUGAGACCAGUAACACCAAUAAUGAGGAGCUGACAAACGUUAGGAUUCAUCGUUGGUUUGGGACUGUGGUAAACACAAGACUUUUAGUCACUGGGGUGAUUCAGGUCCUCAGCGCCUUGGCUAGCGUUCUGGCCACAGUGAGCCAUGCGUGUGUGAGUUACGGCUGUUCUGUUGUCAUGGUAACUCCAGUCUGGUCAAGCUUGUCAUAUGCAGCUGCUGGGUGCCUGGCAGUGGAGGUUCAGAGGAAGGCUAGUAACGUAAAGAUCAUCAUUCUCAUGGCGCUGAACGUUUUCAGUCUGCUGUUUGGAUUUGCUGCUCUGCUGGCCAAUAGCCUCGCAUCAGUGGAAGCUGCAGACCUGAGCUCAUACCAGCAGGCUGGUUCAAAUGUUGCAAAGGCGAGCUACAUAGCGUUCACUUCCCUGUGUUUUCUGGGAACACUCUACAUCCUGUUCCUGUGCUGGAGAGGUCUGCGCCGAUACAGCUCUCGCAACGUUAAGGCCUACAUCCGCAUCUCACAGGAUCCAGAGGACACGAAUGGGCUUCUGACGGAACAAGAAGACCCGAAUCUGUAAAACUCAAUUAGGAAAUCCUGCGAGAGGGAAGUGACUGCAGCCAGCCUGGACGUGAUGACACGAGAGUGAGCGUGUCUGGUGGACUGGAAGGGGCGAAUUCAUGUUGGGAUCACCUUUAUUAAGAAGUGCGACUUCUUAGUUAAGGUCUCCCUGAAGAUAUUUUAUAAAUACACACUAAGUAAAAAGAACAGACACACACAGAGACGUCAUCUUGAGAACAUUCAUCAAUAAUUUAUUUUUCUUACUCUCAAGAACCACCACAGCUUCUCAUCUUGAAAAUUCAUCAUUAAUUUCCAACAACACAGUUUUGCAAAAUGUAAAGUUACUAUACAAAUUCUUAAUAGAAAAAAAAGAAUAAAUUAACUGUGGAAUUCAGUUUUUUUUUAUUGUUUUUAAAUCAAUUCCCCUUUUUUUUUUUUUUUUCUACAACGCCUUUAAUGUAAUAUUACAGCUGAAGAGAACCGAUCAACUCAAGUUACAUGCUCUACUGUCUGGUUGAGGAGGUGAUCUAAUAUUAAACUGCCGGUUAAAAUAAAUUCAUUUUGCAAGUAUCGGUAAGAACGGAGAGAUGUCUAGAGGUCCUACGAGACAAAGCAGUAACUGGUCGUUUUGUAGCACCUGAAAGGGUUUCUUAGUGUUGGAAAAAAGACAUACUGGCUGAUAUAAAAUGUUAAUGCUGCUAAAACAAUGAAUGUGAGUUAAAAAAAAAAUCCCAUCGACCCUAACAGCUGUCCUCUGAACAUACAUGAAAAAAAAAAAAAAAAACUCCACAGGGUUGGAGUAUUACAAAAUUCUUCAUACAUGAUCACGGAGCAGGAAAAGUUUGCUUUUUGGGACUACAGAAGGUUUUCACACUGGUUUACAAUGAGCUCAGAGAUUAUAAUAGGAUCAGUUCUGUGGGGGUCUGAACAACUCCAUUAAACAAUGACAGUUCAUUUUAGCUGGAGGAAAAAUGGUGCGGCAUUUGAGGUCUUUUGUCUGUGGGUCUGCAUGCACGAGCCAGGUCUUCAGCACACAAACUAAUCCUAAGACAUUAGUAGGGAGAAAUCAAACCUCUUAAGAUGAAUUCCUAUCAGAUGGUAAACUAGAUUGCUGGUUCUAAUCUUGCAUAAAGACGUAUUAAAAUUGACGAAGGAAGGAUUACUCUUGGAGGAGUAGACAUGCACUUAGGGAGUGGGCUGCACCUCCUUGCAAAACAAUGUUAGAAGUUUUUCUUAAGUGCUUAUGGCCACUUAUAACAAAGGUUAUUAUGGUGGGAACAAUUGGAUUCAUACCAUUCACAAAUCCUUGUUGUAGUGUUACUUGAACAAUAGGGUUAAAUCAUAUUCAUGUGAUGGUCAUAUUUGUAAAAUAAAACAGUUAAUAAAUUACAGUUUUGUGCUACAACAAA
Messenger RNA from Poecilia latipinna (sailfin molly), 2064 nucleotides. RefSeq names its product transmembrane protein 253 (gene tmem253). The record is from RefSeq and is a predicted model, not a curated record. The coding region runs from base 30 to 674 and encodes 214 amino acids. NCBI's taxonomy places the organism in Eukaryota, Metazoa, Chordata, Actinopteri, Cyprinodontiformes, Poeciliidae. The transcript has 7 exons.